UGCGGUCGGGACUCCAAGGCAACUUUUGACUUGAUUUACAGACUUCGUGUACAGUCUCGGUCAAUGUCGUGUGAAUGGCUGGCUCUGCUCUGAAACGUCUAAUGGCUGAAUAUAAACAGUUAACUGUGAAUUCACCAGAAGGAAUUCUUGCUGGGCCGAAGUCAGAGGAGAAUUUCUUUGAAUGGGAAAGCCUUAUCAUGGGUCCGGAGGGCACGCCUUUUGAAUUCGGUGCCUUUCCAGCUGAUUUGAUAUUUCCAAAGGAUUACCCAAUGAGUCCACCCAAGAUGAAAUUUACGUGUGAAAUGUUUCACCCAAAUGUGUAUCGUGAUGGUCAUGUGUGUAUCUCUAUCCUUCAUGCGCCGGGUGAUGAUCCUCUUGGUUACGAGAGCAGUGCUGAGCGAUGGAGUCCGGUUCAGAGUGUAGAGAAGAUAUUGUUGUCUGUUAUCAGCAUGCUUGCUGAACCUAACCCAGAGAGUGGAGCUAAUGUGGAUGCUUCGAAAAUGUACAGAGAUGAUCGUGAGCAGUUCUGUAAAAUAGCUAAUCGUCUUGUUCGUAAAUCAUUGGGACUAUAACAAUCACUGAUAUCCUCUCAUUCCUGAGUGUAUCAAUUUAUAAUCAGCUUAUAUGUAGAAAUCAAGAAUGCAAGUUUAGUCUUAUUGCUGCAGCA
Corticium candelabrum is the source of this 667-nucleotide messenger RNA. Its product is annotated as ubiquitin-conjugating enzyme E2 G2-like. Gene Ontology annotation, cellular component: cytosol; endoplasmic reticulum. Bases 75 to 572 code for a protein of 165 amino acids. NCBI's taxonomy places the organism in Eukaryota, Metazoa, Porifera, Homoscleromorpha, Homosclerophorida, Plakinidae. The transcript has 6 exons. The record is from RefSeq and is a predicted model, not a curated record.